This is a messenger RNA of Blastomyces gilchristii SLH14081, 4347 nucleotides long. RefSeq names its product elongation factor 3. The transcript is spliced from 3 exons. The record is from RefSeq and is a predicted model, not a curated record. Lineage: Eukaryota; Fungi; Ascomycota; Eurotiomycetes; Onygenales; Ajellomycetaceae. Gene Ontology annotation, molecular function: ATP binding; translation elongation factor activity; ATP hydrolysis activity. Bases 390 to 3602 code for a protein of 1070 amino acids.
UUUUUUUUUUUUCUUCUUCUUCUUCUUCUUCUUCUUCCUCUCCCAUCUCCAUCUCCAUCUCCAUCUCCACUCAUCCCUUUUCCUCUCUCUCUUUUUCCUUCUUCUCCAUCUCCUUCGUCUCUUUCUAUCUUUUCCUUGUCCAGUUCUUGCCGCGAUAGACAAAAACAAAAAGUCCCUUCAUAGACGGUUUUCCCAUCUCGUUGGUCUCUCCCGCGUUCGCGAGACGCCCUCUUUUCUUUUUUUUUUUUUUUUUUUUGUAGGACACUUUUCCGUCCCGCACACAACACGCUCAAAAGAAAAGAGAAGAAGAGAAUCUUUAAUAAAUACCCCCUUCGCUGUUUCUAUACACUCAAAACUUCCAAAAGUCUUGUUAAUUUUAUACCUUCAAAAUGCCUGCUGUCGACGUUGCCACUCCUGUCCCCGUCGUCACAGACUCCUCCAAAUCCAUGAGUGUCCUCGAGGAACUCGUCAAAACCCUCUCCCUCACCAAGACCGCAGAUGAGGCCAAAGCCGCUGCUAACAACAUUGCUACCCUUCUAAACGGCCCUGUCGAAGAGCAGGUUCUCCCGGCCAAGGCUGUCGAACUGCUGAAGAAGCAGCUCUCAAACAAGAAGGAUGUCAGUGCUCGUGAGCGUGCCCUCGAUGCCAUUCUCGCCAUCGCCCUCCACUCGUCCGUUACGCCAGCUUUCGAGCCAUACCUGGCCUGUCUGCUGGCUCCCACUCUCGCCGCUGUCGGCGAUAAGAUGGUUUCGGUGAAGAAACUUGCACAAGCCGCUGCCGUUGCCCUUGUCAAGGCCAUCAACCCAAACUCCGUCAAGGCUGUUCUCCCUUCCAUCAUCAAAUCCAUUCUCUCCGCCCAAAAAUGGACGGAGAAGAUGACCGGCCUCCAGUGCGUUGAGGCCCUCGUCGAGACCUCUCCAGCUCAGCUCGCCUACCGGGUCCCAGAUUUGAUUCCCGUUGUUUCGGAAUCCAUGUGGGAUACCAAACCAGAAGUCAAGAAAUACGCCUACAGCAUCAUGGAGAAAGUCUGUGGCUUGAUCGUCAACAAGGAUAUCGAACGCUUCAUUCCCGAGCUGAUCAAGUGUAUCGCCAAACCUGAGAAUGUCCCCGAGACUGUUCACUUGCUCGGUGCUACCACCUUCGUCACUGACGUCUAUGAGCCCACCUUGGCCAUCAUGGUUCCCCUGCUUGACCGUGGUCUUGCUGAGCGUGAGACCGCCAUCAAGCGAAAGUCUGCCGUCAUCGUCGACAACAUGUGUAAGCUCGUCGAAGAUCCUCAGAUCGUCGCCGCUUUCUUGCCAAAACUCAUGCCUGCACUCGAGAAGAACUACGAAAACCUGGCUGAUCCCGAGGCCCGUGAGAAGACCAAGCAAGGUCUCGACACCCUCAUCCGUGUUGGUGAUGUAAAGGAUGGCAAGAUCCCCGAGGUGUCCAAGGCUGGUGAUGUCGAGACUGUCACCGCCAUCCUCAAGGAUAUUCUCCAAGCCAAACACAAGGACCAGAUCGCCACCUCCGAGGCUACCAUCACAUACAUUGCUGCCAUUGCCGGCCAGCUCAUCGACGAGAAGGUCGUCGACGUGCCCUCGUGGACCGAGAACACCCUGCCUUACAUCACCGCUAUUACUGGUGAAGCUGACGCCAGAGAAGUCGCCGAAACUCUCCGCCUGCGUGCUUCUCCCGGCGCUGCGGAAGAGGCCGCGGUUGAGCCCGACGAAGAGGAGGGCGAAGAUCUUUGCAACUGCACAUUCAACUUGGCCUACGGUGCUAAGAUCCUGCUUAACCAGACCCACCUGCGCCUCAAGCGUGGCCAACGAUAUGGUCUUCUCGGCCCCAACGGUUCCGGUAAAUCCACCCUCAUGCGCGCCAUCAACAACGAGCAGGUCGAAGGUUUCCCCAAGAAGGAUGAAGUCAAGACUGUCUUCGUCGAGCACGACCUCGACGCUGCUGAUACUGAGCAGACUGUUAUUGGCUGGACUCAGAAGAAACUGGCCGAUGUUGGUGUUGAGAUCCCUCUCAAGGCUAUUGAGGACCGUCUCCUCGAGUUCGGUUUCCUCCGCGAACAAUUCGAAGGCCCCAUCACCUCUCUGUCCGGUGGAUGGAAGAUGAAGCUUGCUCUUGCCCGUGCUGUCUUCGAAGACCCUGAUAUCCUCCUGCUCGACGAGCCCACCAACCAUCUUGACGUCAAGAACGUUCAGUGGCUCGAGAACUACCUCAUCAACUCUCCCUGCACUUCCAUUAUCGUUUCCCACGAUAGCAAGUUCUUGAAUAACGUCGUCCAACACGUUAUCCACUACGAACGCUUCAAGCUCCGCAGAUACCGUGGCAACCUGACUGAGUUCGCCAAGCGCUGCCCAUCUGCCCGCUCUUACUUCGAGCUCGGGGCUUCGGAAAUGGAAUUCAAGUUCCCAGAACCAGGUUUCCUCGAGGGCGUCAAGACCAAGGCCAAGGCUAUUGUCCGUGUCAACAACAUGUCGUUCCAAUAUCCCGGUACCUCCAAGCCCCAGAUCGCAGACAUCUCCUUCCAGUGUUCGCUCGGUUCGCGUAUUGCCGUCAUUGGCCCCAACGGUGCUGGUAAGAGUACUCUCGUCAACGUCUUGACCGGUGAACUUAUCCCAACCACCGGUGAUAUCUACCACCACGAGAACAUCCGUAUCGCCUACAUCAAGCAACACGCCUUCGCCCAUAUCGACAACCACCUCGACAAAACCCCAUCUGAAUACAUCCAAUGGCGUUUCCAGACUGGCGAGGAUCGCGAAACUAUGGACCGUGCCAACAAGAUCGUCACUGAGGAAGACGAGAAGGCCAUGGACAAGAUCUACAACAUUGAAGGCAGCCAACGCCGCGUCAUCGGCAUCCACUCCCGUCGCAAGUUCAAGAACUCCUACGAGUACGAGUGCUCCUUCGCCCUUGGUGAAAACGUCGGCAUGAAGAACGAGAAAUGGACACCCAUGAUGACUGCUGACAACGCCUGGAUUCCACGUAACGAGAUUCUCGCUACCCACGCCAAGAUGGUCGCGGAGGUUGACCAAAAGGAGGCCCUGGCCAGCGGUCAAUUCCGCCCCCUCGUCCGCAAGGAGAUCGAACAGCACUGCUCCUUCUUCGGCCUCGAUGCGGAGUUGGUCUCUCACUCGCGCAUGCGCGGUCUCUCCGGCGGUCAGCGUGUCAAGGUCGUGCUUGCUGCUUGCUCAUGGCAACGUCCUCACUUGAUCGUCCUCGACGAGCCCACCAACUAUCUCGACCGUGACUCGCUCGGUGCGCUCUCCAAGGCCCUCAAGGCCUUCGAGGGAGGUGUCAUCAUCAUCACUCACUCCUCGGAAUUCACUGAGGGACUCACAUCUGAGGUCUGGUCCGUGUUGAAAUCCGAAUCGGACGGCAUCGGCCGUAUGCAGCCGUCCGGCCACAACUGGGUCCAGGGCCAGGGUUCCGGCCCCCGCCUGACUGAGAAGGACGACGAUGAGGAGAAGUUCGAUGCUAUGGGCAACAAAGUUGAAUCGUCAAAGAAAGCCAAGAAGCUCUCUGCAUCCGAGUUGCGGAAGAAGCGCAAGGAUCGCAUGGCCCGACGCAAGAGGGGUGAGGAGGUCUUCAGCGAUGAGGAUAUGUAAAUGAGAAUAGAUCUCGUUGUGGUUUUGAAUUCCCUUUUUUUUUUUUUUUUUGUUCUUUUUCCUUUUUCCCCAACUUGGAGGGAAUUUAAUGAUCUAAUUUUCUGUUCAUAUGAUUGGUUUCUGUUUUAAUUUUCAUUUUUAAUGGGUGUUUAAUAUGGUCUAAAGAAAUGUUUUGCGUUUCGUUUUUGCUGUUCUGUUGCUCUUCUCCUAUUCUUGUUUCUUCUCGAAGCAUCAUUAUUUUUUUUCUCUCUCUUUUUUCUCUCUUUUUCCAUAUCAUCUCUUUCUUCUUGUUGAUUCUUUAUUUUUUCCUAUUCAAUUUUUUUUCCAUGAAAUUCUUUCCUUCUCCCUUUCUUUCUUUAAUAAAAAACUAGAUAGAAGGUUGGGUUCGGGGUUUUUUAAUUUUUGUCAUCUAUAGAGAGGAUUUUUUUAAAAAAGAAAGGCCAAAAAAAAAUAUGGGGAUUUUUUGUUUAUUUUCAGAUCAUCAAAACACACACAAUCAUCCAUCCAUCCAUUCAUUACCCUUCCCGCUAAAUAAGAACAUAUAUUGAUUUAUAAGGAUAAAGAACAUAUCUCACUGGGCAGAAAUAUAGUUACAUAUAAUUUGAGCUGCUUGCUUCUACUUUUUGAAUGAAGGUCUGGUCAUUAUUGCUAACAUAGCCUAAGUGAUUGAUUAAGUCCAUAAUUCGAGGGGGGCCCGACUUGCGGAUUGCUAACCUACUUAUUAGUACUACUGCUGUCUGGUUUC